UAGGGGAGGGGCUCUAUAGUGACUGCCGGUGAUAAGACUCUAUCGAAAAGCUAGCGUAGGAUUUUCUUAUUCAUUUCAUUUUGGUUUGUUUUUUGUGAUUAGUAGCCUUGUCCCAUAGAGCAGCGUCAAAUCGUAAAUUACGCGCAAAACAUUUAUUAUUGCGUUCGCAACUAAUAAUAAUUAGUAUUUGUUUAUCAAUAAAAUUAAAUCGAGUAUAUAGAGCGAUCAAAAUGCAAAAUCAUCCGUGCAAUGACGUAGCUCAACGAUUUGAUUAUUUGGAACUCGCUGACAAUGAAACGGCAGACCACCAACGGCAGCAGCAACAACAACAAAUACCGCUACUGGGGCAUAAAGGCCAGAAUGUUGCAAAAAUUCCUUUCUGCAAAAUGCACGACGCAGUCAAACCGUCCCUCCAACAAACGGUCCAUCAAGCUGGCCCACCAGUCGUCGCCGCUACAGAAUCGCCACACAGUGGGUCGGCAGCGGACGAUGAGGAUGAGACCGAUGUGAUUGGCGACCUCAUGGGUCACUAUGGCAAAUGGCAGUUAAUCAUGACUGUGCUGUUGUCGCUGUUCCAAGUGCCAAACACCUUCCACAUAUCCUCCUCGGUAUACCAGGCGGCCAACAAAGAUUUCUGGUGUCAGCGGCCAGCUCAUCUCCAACAGCUGCCCGUCGACGUGUGGCGCAAUGUGAGCGGCUCCAUCGGUAAUUGUCACCAACGCUCGGACAUCGAUUGGUCGCUGGUGGGCAACGAAACGACAUCAGUGGCGCAUUUGCAGCAACAGGCGAAGGCAAAGGCGAAUGCUACUACGGAUGCUGCUGGCGGGAAAAUAUUAGCGUGCGAGGCUUGGGAGUACGCAACUGAUGAUAACGUGGGCAACACAUGGACCUCUCAGUGGGAUCUGGUGUGCGACAAGGAGCAUAUGAAAAACGUGGCCGAGAUGUUCUUUCUGCUUGGUGUGGCAACAGGUGGCAUCAUUUCCGGCUACCUCUCCGACAGGUUUGGACGCAAAACAAUGCUCUUCAUAUCGGCCGUGCUACAGACCAUUUUUGGUCUUUGGCUGUAUUUUAUUAGCUCCUUCGAAUUUUACCUAACACUACGCGCACUAUUGGGCCUUGUCUCAGUGUCGGUUACCUACUCCGGCCUCAUAUUGGCCAUCGAGUAUGUGGAUGGAAAAUGGAGGACAAUAGCCGGCAUGUACAAUCUAUUCCCGCUGCCCAUUUCCUAUAUGCUCAUCUCGGGCCUAGCCUAUCUGACGCAAGACUAUCAGCGUUUGCAACUGUGUAUUGGCCUGCCGGGCAUAUUUUUAUGCUUCCUUUGGUUUGUGGUGCCGGAAUCGCCGCGCUGGUUGCUGGUCAAGGGUCGUAUUACCGAGGUGCGACGCAUCAUCGAGGCAGCUGCCAAAUUUAAUGGACGCGAACUACCCGCCGAUUAUCAGCUGACGCCGCCAACUCAGGAAAUGAGCUCCCAAGACUUUACGUACCUGUUUAGAUCGAGCUACUUGCGCCGCAUUUCGAUAUGCUUUCUCUGCAUUUGGUUCACCAUGAAUCUGGUCUACUAUGGCAUUAUUCUGAACAUGAGCUCGUUUGGCGGAAAUGUUUAUUUGAAUUCGGCACUAGCCGGUCUGGUGGAGAUACCCGCCAUUGCUGUGGCCAUGUACAUUAUCACCAAAGUGGGCAAGAAGUGGCUCUUCUGCGCCACCUUGCUCUGCACAGGCGUCGCCUGCUGCUGUGCGGGCUUCACCGAGGGUCGCGAAGAGAUGCUCUGGCUAAAGAUCACAUUCCUCAUGAUGGGAAAGUUCACAAUCAGUGCUGGCAACACCAUUAUGCCCGUCUAUACGGCCGAGCUCUAUCCCACCGCCAUACGUAAUGUGGGCGUCGGGGCCUGCAAUGUGGCCGCUGGAUUAGCACUGAUACUCACGCCGUACUUGUCGUUAUUGAACAAAAUCGAGGGGCACUUGCUCAUGACGCUUCUGACGGCUUGGAGCAUCUUUGGAGGGUUUGUCGUACUUUUUCUGCCCGAAACAGCAGUGCGUCGCACCACAUCGAACCACAAUGCUUCAUCUGAUGCCAGCACUGCGAAGCAAGUGUAAUGGGCUAUUUGAAUGCCCUUUAACUCUUGCACCCUGAAACAUGAAUAUUUGGCUGGUCCAAAUUAGGGGAGAACAAAACUUCCCAGUAAAUCAAAAGAAAACAAGCAACAGCCUAAUCUAAUCUAUUCUAAUGCCCGCCUCAUCUAACCACAACAAUUUCAAACUAAACUCAAUUUAUCAAAUGUCCAUUUAUGCCAUAUGCGAAAAGUCAGGCAGGACCUUGUUUGCAAUACGUAGUGAGUAUUUUAAUUAUUAUAGAAGAACAAAAUGGGUUUUAGCUUAAAAAUAAUAAAUAUAGCAUCUAAGUAAUUUAGUUACUCUUUGAAGUUCUCCGGUUACAUCGGAGCAUAUAAAUUUCACACAAUAUGUAAAGGAUUUUAAGUGUCUAGUUAUAGAGCAUUCAUCUAUUCGACAGAGAUACAAUCCGAAUAUUUCCGAAACGUCCUUCCAAAUCAACACAACAAAAUAGUCAAUUUUAUUGGCGAAAAUGCCAAAUUGUGUGAUAUUUCAAAUAGACGAUGUAGAGAAAUCAAUUAUGAAAGCAGAGUACGUUUGGGAAGUGUUUUAAAAGGAUUAUUAAAAAAGUCAGCUAAUCUACAGUACAUGAAUCAAAAUGGUCGCAAUGUUGUUUUUAAAAAUUUAGUUUGAUCCGCAGAACACCCAAGCCAUAUAAAUACUGACUACGGCCGUCAUGUUUCUGGUACACUCGAGACUUGGACCAAACCCUAUAGAGAAAAGUUGUCGUUAAUUUUCAACCGAUUUUCUUAUCUUUUUCUCGUGAAAGAAAACGUGGUAUCACUUUUCCGAACGUAUCUUGUGCUAGAAUGGAAUACUCCUACUCAAAAAAAAACUCUACAUAAAAAUAGCAAUGUUUGGCAACGGUACAUUUUUUUUGCUAUAAUAUCCAAUUAUGCCAAUAAACCGCUAAGCAUGUUACUCCAAAUCAAAUCGAAUUUCCUUAAACAUAUUAUU
Messenger RNA from Scaptodrosophila lebanonensis, 3065 nucleotides. Its product is annotated as organic cation transporter protein. Gene Ontology annotation, cellular component: membrane. Lineage: Eukaryota; Metazoa; Arthropoda; Insecta; Diptera; Drosophilidae. Bases 231 to 2093 code for a protein of 620 amino acids. The transcript is spliced from 7 exons. Gene Ontology annotation, biological process: transmembrane transport. The record is from RefSeq and is a predicted model, not a curated record. Gene Ontology annotation, molecular function: transmembrane transporter activity.